AUGGCUGCAGCACGGAGAGGCUCUCCCGCUGAAAUCACGGUCUUCAGCAACUGCUGGACGAUGCCCGCGGCCAAGAUCUCUCUGAAGGAUGCCAUGGACGUCUUCCUGACCCAUCUCCAGGAAGAUCGCGUGCCGAAGGACACGACCUCACAAUUCACAGAUCCCGCAAACUGUGCUUUUGCUUCCAUGCUCGGGAUCAGCAAGUUUGGCGGUAUGCUGCCUGAAGAAGGGCCGUUGGUUCGGCAGCUCGCGAACGCUUGGCCUGGCAUCUACAAAUGGAGCGUCUUCAUCUACUCCUCCCGGAUCGAAGGACUGGACCGUACAAACACCCGGAGACGCGGGGCGCUCGACGUUCUGUCUUCAUUCUGGUACUGCAUCGAGAGCCGCGAUGUCAUCCGCGAAGCGAUGCUGAAGACACCGAUGACGGUCGAGAUCGCCACCCGUCUCUGGCUUGAAGAGGAUGGCCAACCAAUUCCUUCGACACUAGACGCUCCCGCGGGAAGCUGCGUCCUAGGCAACCUGCUCAAAUUCGCCAACAAGGAGACCCUCGACCGCGUGCUCCGGAUGACCGGCAACAAGGCGGACGAAGUCGCGAAGCUCGCCCUCACACGUCUCCAGGCUGCUCUCAAGGGCCGGCAACUCAACGCCACACAUCUCACGAUCUACAUGGACUUCCUCAAUUCCAUCUCGCGCGUCUCCGCCCACCCCCUGCGCCACGCUCUCCUCAGCGCAAACGUGAUCUGGAUUGUUACUGCGGCACUCGUGCAGCUCUCCGUCACGGUCAACAUCUCCCCAGACCCCGGCUUCUUGGACGCCAUGAUUUCCGGGUUUGGCUACCUGCGAAACUGCCUUGAGUCCACCGACGGCUUCACGUGGGUCGCGCAAUCCGUCAACGCGGGCCUUCUGCAGGCACUGUGCGACUGCAGCCCCCGCUUCUCCGACCUGGACCCGGACGACUACACCAUGAUCGAGGACAUCGUGGACGACAUCCUUCCGCGCUACCUCAUCUACCGCUCUGUCAUCCAGGCGGUGGACUCGGCUCUGAUCAAGAUCGACCGUGGAUCGCACAAGGCGCGCGUUGAGAAGAGUAUCCUAGGAUCUUCUUGGAAGCGCUUCUACGAGUUCGCGCAGGAGCGCAUAUUCGUGUUGGCCCAGAUCGAUACUCAGAAGGGGAACGGUACCACUUGCGACAACGUAAAGUGUCAUAGAAUCGGUCCUAGGGAGCAGUUCCGCCGCUGCUCGGCAUGCCUCAACACCUUCUAUUGCUCCAAGGACUGCCAAGCAACAGCCUGGAAGGAAGGCGACCACAAAACCAUGUGCAAGCUGAAGCAGCGUGAGCGAAUGGAGGGACAGGCCGCGCCCGUAACCAAACGUGACUACCAGUUCCUGCACUACUUCUCCAUGUUCGACGCGCACGCACACCUCGCCGAGCUACGCGCCCUCGCGCGCCGCGACUUCCCCGACACCCCGCUGCACUUCUUCGUCAUCGCGAUCGACCACACGACGCGCCCGCCCAAGUACGCGCUGCGCGACAUCCGCACGUACACGCUCGCGCGGCACCGCGACGGGACGCCGAACGCGGAGGCGCGCAACGAGGCGCUCAUCGAGAAGGUGCAGACGCACCCGGAGCGCUUCACGCUCGUCGACAUGACCGUGUCCGCGGGGCAGGGCACGCACGUCGUGCUCGCGCUCGCGACGGGCGAUUUUUGGAAGGUCGAUGAGGGCGAGAGGGAGGAUGCGCGCGCGGUGCCUCGGCUGUCGAAGAGGGACGCGGAGCUGGGGCGCGUGGUGCGGCGUCUCCUGAGGGCUAUAGAAAAGGAUCCGGCGCUGAAGGCUAUCCUUGAUGAGGAAGACGAGUGA
This is a messenger RNA of Trametes versicolor FP-101664 SS1, 1860 nucleotides long. RefSeq lists its product as uncharacterized. Lineage: Eukaryota; Fungi; Basidiomycota; Agaricomycetes; Polyporales; Polyporaceae. The transcript is spliced from 4 exons. The record is from RefSeq and is a predicted model, not a curated record. Bases 1 to 1860 code for a protein of 619 amino acids.